Molecule: messenger RNA, 1729 nt
Organism: Magnolia sinica
Lineage: Eukaryota; Viridiplantae; Streptophyta; Magnoliopsida; Magnoliales; Magnoliaceae
Product: rust resistance kinase Lr10-like
Exons: 3
Coding region: 275-1534 (419 amino acids)
Biological process (GO): protein phosphorylation
Molecular function (GO): protein kinase activity; ATP binding
Source: RefSeq, a predicted model, not a curated record
UUUCCUAUAGUAUGGUCCACCUGAGAUAUGGAUCUUACUUAAUUUUUGGGUACAUGCCGUAAAAUGAUCUGAAAAAAUGGAUGGACGGUGUGGAUAUAAAAUGAAUAUAUCAAGAUGGUCCUCACAGUAAGGGCGCACCUUCUUGGAAGAGUCCAAGGUCGCACCUAAUCCGCUCCUAUCCACGAAAUCACAUGUAGUAGAAUAUAAUGCAGUCUUGAAUUCAGAGAUAAUAAGAGAAGUUUUGGGGUUUUUGUUUCUGAAAGGUGUGGAAAAGAUGAAGGGCUCUCCAAAGGUGGUCUCUGUGGCUAUCAUUUCUCUCUUCUUCUUUGCUCUGUUCGUGUCUCCAAUCCAAUCAAGGAAAUUAGCAACUGAUGAAGAAGUAUACGAAACGUGGUUGGUCGUGCGAAAGGUCAUAAAAGUCAUAGUUGCCACUCUAUUUGUGAGAGCUUUAUUGGGUGUAUUGCAUCUCGUCGUCGUAAUUAUCUAUGUGAUCUAUCGGAGAUAUAGACGCAUGAAUGGUAAAAAGAACUUACAACACAACCAUGAAGCCCUGGGUCCAUCUAGGUAUUCCUAUUCGGAUAUCGCGAGAAUGACUGAUAAUUUUAAGGAAAAACUAGGUCAAGGAGGUUUUGGGUCUGUUUAUAAAGGUAUACUUCAUGAUGGGCAACCUGUUGCAAUAAAGAUGUUGGAUAAUUCAAAGAGUAAUGUUGAAGAAUUCAUCAAUGAAGUUACUACGAUUGGUAGAAUUCAUCAUGUCAAUGUAGUGCAAUUGAUUGGGUUUUGCUUUGAAGGGUUGAGAUACGCUCUUGUGUAUGAGUUCAUCCCCAAUGGACCUUUAGAAAAAUACGUAUUUUCAAAUGAUGGAAAGAGCCAAAUGAUUACUUGGGAAAAACUAUAUGAGAUUGUGUUAGGCGUUGCCCAUGGGAUUGAGUACCUGCACAGAGAAUGCAACAUGCGAAAACUCCAGUUCGACAUCAAACCCAACAAUAUCUUGCUAGAUGGCAACUUCAAUCCUAAAAUUUCCAAUUUUGGACUCGCAAAGCUGUGCCCCAAUGAUCACAGAGCUGUCUCCACUAGUGCUGGAGGGACAACGGGAUACAUGGCACCAGAACUAUUUGCAACGAAUUUUGAAGGCAUCUCAUACAAAUCCAACGUUUAUAGUUUCGGAAUGUUGCUAUUGGAAAUUGCUGGAAGGAGUAAGAAUUUCAACCGACGCGUAGAACAUUCAAGUCAGGUACACUUCCUGACAUGGGUUUAUGACCGAAUCGCUCAAGAGGGGGACAUGGAAAUUAGCAAUGGGACUAGGACCGAUGGGGAUAUCGCUAGGAAGAUGGCAAUAGUUGGGCUUUGGUGCAUACAAACAAAUCCAGACAGUCGCCCUUCAAUUAACAAAGUUGUGGAAAUGUUAGAAGGUAAGAAUGAGCUUCUUGAAAUGCCACCGAGGCCUUUACUUGAUUUCCCAGAGCAACAACCUAUCGAAGAUCUUUCUCUUACCGAGAAAGUAGCAUUAUUAAGACGUCCAAAUAUAGAUUGAUUAUUGUCGAUUUUCUCUAUCUAUCCAUCAAAGUUCAAUCCAUUUAUGUAUUAAAUGUUUGGGAAGUCCAUGUUUGCUACUUUGUUAUGUUUAAAUUAUUGCAAAAUGGGUGGAUGGAAAAGAUUGGGAGAAUCCAAUCCAUGUUGUGAGAAGGUAAUUUCUAUUGCAUUUGAAAAUUUGGAAAAUUCAUGUUUA